CGACGGUCUCUUUUCGGUGAUGCACACAACAGUGUACACGACCCGUAGGGCUCCAGAAUGAGUUGGAGCUCAGUCAGCUUGAGCCUCAUUGAUAUUUUGUGGUGUUUUCUGGCCUCGUGUUUCCUUGUAGCGUUUUGUGCUCACAAAAUAUUGAGAAAAUAUGACACAUGUCGCCUUUACAUGUUAUUUCAGGACCUUAUUCGAUACGGAAAAACCAAACAAAACCUCAAACGAGACGACUGGUUGCGUGUGUUUGACGUCCCUAAAAGGUGGUUCUGGCAUUUUUAUGCUAUCUCUGUUUGUUGGAAUGGUCUUCUUCUGGCCUUGUACCUGAACUUCAUAUUUCAGCAUCAGUCACGUCCGUCAUGGCCGACAGGGAUAUUGGACAUCUUGACAGGUGUACCACGCACUGAUAGUCAGGUCCCACAGCUGUCUACUAUGCUGGUGCAGCUGCUGCUCUGGGUCCACUCCGUCAGGAGGCUGCUGGAGUGCUUGUUUGUCAGUGUUUUCUCUGAUGGAUCCAUGCAUUUGGUGCAGUAUGUCUUCGGUCUGGGGUAUUACAUCGUACUGGGGUUGACGGUGCUCUGCUCAGAUCAUGUGGGAAAAGGGACUGGCACCCUCCUCUCUCAGCUGGACUGGUUUCACAUGGCCGGAUUUGCACUUUUCAUUGCAGCUUCGCUGCUGCAGCAUCAGUCAAUGGUCCUGCUGGCCAGGCUUCGCACUGGAAAGUCAGGAGCAGUGGAAACGCUGACUCACAGAGAGCCAAAAGGAGGCUGGUUCGAGCUGGUUUCAUGCCCACACUACUUUGCUGAGCUGCUGAUCUACAUCUCACUGACCAUGGUUUUCAGAGGCCUCUCUCUAACCUGGUGGCUCAUCGUCCUUUAUGUAUUCUUCAAUCAAGCACUGGCUGCACAGCUCUGUCAUGACCUGUACCUUAACAAAUACAAAUCAUACCCAAAACAUAGAAAAGCAUUCAUACCAUUUGUGCUGUGAAUAGCUGUCAUCAGUGCGUCCUGUUAUGCAGUCCGUUCUGGGAAUAGUAAACUGCUGGACAAAUAUCUGGCACAUCUGAGGAUCUGACUGUAGAGGAAUCAAACUUACCUCUCUCAGCAUUGAUUGACAAGACGCUCUUGACCAAGUGGACCAGUAGCCAACAGAACAACACUCAGUGUAGUUGACACACACACAUGCGGCAGUGCUGCAGGAAUAUUCUUCCACAGCAGACGUCUCCUCAGGUGAAAGGUGAGCUGUUUCUUAGUGACUGGUGUGAAGAAAUGAGGAACCUCACCACAAAACAGUUCAUUACAGCAAGACCUUGUUUUGUUGUUAUAUCGUUUUUUCAUUCAUUUAUUUUCCUGUUUUAUUCAUGUUGGUGUUGGAUGUUAGUCCUCUCUGUAGUCCCACAGCUGUCUACUCUACUGCUGCAGCUGCUGCUCUGGGUCCACUCCCUCAGGAGGCUGCUGACCUAAGACCUUGUUUUUGCUGUAACAAAGCACUUUCAUGUAAGAAUGACAUGUUUUUCCUACUACAACAUACCAGUGUAUGUUAUAACAUUUAAGUUAUGUUAUUGAAAUAAGCAACUGUUAAAUGCUUGUUUAAUAAAAAAAGAUCCUUUCAAAACAAAAGGAGAAAUUGGGGCUUUGACCAAAUGUUUUCUCAGUUUUUUGAGAAACUUAGCAUGGUCUUUGCAGCAAUAUGAUGUCAUAGUAUAGUCAUAGUGUAGUAUAUUUAAUUUUUUUUUUUUCAAAUGCAUAUAAUUCUGAACCACUCCAUAAAAUCAAGUUUUCUACAAUUAAAUUCUACACUGAAUAAAAUGAAAACUGAAUAAGAGGUGGAAUUUCUUUCAUGUUUAAUUACUGUUUGUGUACUUAAUCAGUUUGAUUACUAUGUGUGAAUUUGGAGAAUCCACUAGAUGGCGACAUAAUUAAUUGUCAACUUUUAGCUGAAA
Messenger RNA from Lates calcarifer (barramundi perch), 1948 nucleotides. RefSeq names its product steroid 5 alpha-reductase 3 (gene srd5a3). Lineage: Eukaryota; Metazoa; Chordata; Actinopteri; Centropomidae. The transcript is spliced from 5 exons. The coding region runs from base 58 to 993 and encodes 311 amino acids. The record is from RefSeq and is a predicted model, not a curated record. Gene Ontology annotation, molecular function: 3-oxo-5-alpha-steroid 4-dehydrogenase activity. Gene Ontology annotation, biological process: polyprenol catabolic process; dolichol-linked oligosaccharide biosynthetic process. Gene Ontology annotation, cellular component: endoplasmic reticulum.